CGGCGUGGCGACGCGGCGGGGCGGUGAACCCAGCGAUGACGCGAGAUCACUGCAGAGACCUGGCAAACAGCUGUUCAGGCGAUUCCGGAGGACGAGACAUCAGGUGGACGAGAGGCCGCAUGGGGAGGACGAUGCCCCGUCGAUGGAGGUCGUCGUGACGACGAUGGUGAAGCUUCUGGCCAAUGCGCAGCUGAGUUUCGAUCAUCGGGCGGACAGUGUGGCAGCCUCGUUCCCAGUGCCGCUGCUGUCGCAUGCGUGGAGCAACCUACACUCCCUCACCGAGCUCGUGAAGGAGGCUCAGGAAGCAGGUUCUCUGAACGUUGUGGAUCAGCUUGAGACAGGACCAACCUACACGCUGGGAAGGUUACUGCUGCAAGGUCGUCUACCCCCUGACAGGCUAGAAGAGGCAGCACAUAACCUGGGCUUAGACUUGAUGACUAUUAUUGUGCAAAGCUGCUGUCCUCUAGUGCCAACGGGAGGUGUCGCUAGUAUUGAAGGUGCUGUAGACGAUGCUGAGGUUAUUGUACUUAACGAGGGAGAGUUUCCAUCCACAAGCAGGAGUCCUACCCUCAUUGUAGAAGAAAUCCUUACCCAGCUCAUCCACCUAGUUAAAGAUUAUAUAAGUCUAGAUGGAGCCACGAUCAGCCUUCACAGCUGUCAAAAAAUUGCAGCAAGUGCUGGUUUUGCCAUCAUCGUCGUGGCAACUUCUGAACUUGCCAGUGUCGAUCUAGAUCUUCUGGCGAGUGACGAAGAGAAGCUUUGCUUCUGGGUGAAUGUUUUCAACCUGAUGUUCGUGCACACAAUGCUGUGGGCUGCAGUGCACAACAAGUGCCUCCCUCUGCUAGAUGAGACAAGUGUGGCUGCCAUGCUCUACUUGCAGACCAUACGAUACACAGUCGGACAGAUCAACCUUGUCAGUCUCUUUGACGUACGUUACUUCAUUCUGCGGCGGGGACUGCCAGCGCCACACGGUGGUCUACUCGCACAUCGACUGCACCCGCUGCAGGAAAGCGACCCAUGGUGGAAGCACACGGCUCCCUCUGUUGAUGCCCGCGUGCAGUUUGUCCUGCUCACCGGCUCUCUGUUCCACUCCCCACCUUUACAGGUGAUCAGGCAAGUGUUGCUGGAGGAGCAGCUGAAGCUGGCCACCAGACAGUUCCUGGAGCACCGCAUCUGCAUUGAUGCCGCGCGCAAACAGGUGUUCGUUCCUCCCUCUCUGCACCUGUUUGCGGCUGACAUGGCGCCGGCAGCCAGCAUGGACGCCACGCCGGAUGCGACUGUCACUGGCGACAGGUGGCAUGCCACUCAGUUACUGCACUUCAUGGGGCUGUACUGCCCAGACCUGCAGCAACUUCUCAACAAAGGCAAAAAGAGCGAUGGACGGCUGAGGGUCAGCGCUCUCAGUGUUACUCCGGAGCCAGGUCUAACACUGGCAUACCCCCCAAGCUCAGGUGCGACUUCCCCCAGGGGCCACCGGAGAAUCACCUCUCUACCAAUCCGCAUGGGCGGUGCGGUCAGCCUCGGAGAUGAGCCGGCGGCAGGUGCGCGCAUCCCGCCCGUGUUUAAGGCGCCCCCUACCGAGGCGGCGCUGGCGUUCACCAGCGAGAAGAGCCGGCUGCUUGGCACCGUACUUCGACUAUUCGCGCGCGCCGCCGGAAACGACGUGCCGGACGUGGCAAGCGAAUUCCCGCGGCUUUCGGCGUUCCUCGAGGCGGCAGUGUGGCCGGUGCUUGACGUGGUGACACCGAGACACAGGCAGGACGUCCUGGCUGUACUUCUUAGCAGGUCGGCACAGUCGAAUGCCGUCAGAUUUCUCGUGAAGGCAAUGAGCCCGGCGAUCAGUGACGGCCGAGGGGAGGCGGUGCUACAUGCGAUCUCCUGCCUCCCGCAUACCACCCAGCGUAGCCACCAGCUGCGUCUCAUCAGCGACCACCUGCUCUGUGGCGCCAUCUGGGAGCAGACGCGGUUGCGGACGGCGGCCGCCGAACGUGGCGAGGACGCGUCGGCAUGGUCUCCGUGGCAAUGGCUAACCGCAGUGUACGACGGCGAUGCGAAGCGUCGCUGUGCGCUGGGCUGCAUGGAACACUGGCCCGUCGAGGCGUGCGUGUGUGCGCUACAGACGUGCUGUGAUGACCCGCCCCGCUCGGCAACAUUACAUGAGGCCAUCACGCAGAAACUUGGAGAGAUGAAAGUUUAUCAGAAGGUGAUGGAGUGUGCAGUGCUGUGCCAUGGAAACGCUCGUCCUGUGCAGGGAGAGUGCACCACUGAACUGGCCACGUAUGAGUACUGGAUCUUCACAGCCUCGAUGAGUCGCUCCCAACCGACUGUCAUUCUCAAUAUUCUCCUGAAGUGUCACGAGUAUUCGGUGGCUAGAGAGUGGGCAUCCAUGCAUGAUGCGACCCACGAACUGCGCCAGCGUAUAGAGGAAGCUCACAUCACCUACCUGCUGGACAGCCAGAAUGACCUGUUCAAAGCCUACAAGGUGCUGGCUGACAUUGAAAACAAGAGGCUGUGUCUUGGUGCAUGCCUGCUACUGAUGGAACAACUGUCCAGUCUCACCCACGUCAUGUCCGUCUGCCAGUUUGUUCUCUGUUGCCUUGGCGACGAGCUGACAGACACUGAGCGCACCAAGCUACAGCGUAUCAAGCUUGGCAUCAAGGCGCUCUUACUGCUGCCAGAGCAACUGUGUGAGGAGUACCAGGAGCUAAUCUCAAGGCCAGACCUUCUCAUCGAGCAGCUUCUCAUGAAUUUCAAGGUGGAGUAUGUUGCCAGUGUGUACAAAGAAAUACAAGGGGCAGCACCAGAUUCUUCACUUACCUCUCUUGGCUGUGGUCAGGAGUGGUUCAACACUUUAGUCCUGCACUAUGCUUUCAAGGCUCUGGAGUUUCCUUUUAGGGGAAGCCCUCAGUCUGUGACCCGAAGUCCAGAGCAUACCAAGUUUUCAGGAGAAGGAAUGUCAGGUGGACGGACAGCUGGAGUGAUGAGACAGUCAUUGUCAGCUGAGAGCCUGUGUUUGUCUGUACAUCAUCACAGGCAUGGCCUGUCGGGCAGGUACAGCCGAUUGCUACGGCAACGCAGCAUCAGUAUCGGUCAGUUUGUGAUUCCGCUCGAGCCACCGCUGAUGGAAGCAUGGACAGCUGAUGCUGACGUCACUCACUGUAUGGUCUGCAGGAUAGAGAAGUUCAGUAUGUUCAACAGGCGACACCACUGUCGGCGGUGUGGCCGGGUCAUCUGCCGUGCGUGCUCACGUCACCGUCGCCACGUGAAGGGCUAUGGAGCCAUACUCGUAAGGAUCUGUGAUGAAUGCCACGAGCUGAUGGAGAGUGGGAGGUCGGACGAGCGACACCACGACGUGGAGCGACUGCGAUCCAGCUUGUCCGGUAAUGGCGGCGGCGGGGGAGCGGCGGCGAGCAUUCCGGCGUCGCGCGUCGCGGCGCCCGCCUCCACCGGCAGCUCUCUGACGAACAGCACGACAACACUGGUGUCGGGCUGGAGGAUGAGCAGCACGAGCGAGGAGGAGAACGAAAGCAUCCGUGCGCAGUUCUACUACGAACAGGCACCUAGCAGCAACCUGUGCAUCUCUGUACUGGACCUUCAUAGCAACCUGGCAGUCGGCGCGUCGUACUUGCUGAAACUUUGCGAUGACCUGUCCAAGUUGUUACUUCCUAUUGAACCUGGCCUGCACAAUCCCGAGUUGGACUACAACUUGAUUAUCAGCAUGAUGCGUACGCUGCUGAUGAGCGCGAAGAUGAAGCUGGCGGAGGCUGAGGAAGAGGAUGAUGGUGGCGGCGGUGCACGGCCCGAGCUCUGUGACACCUACCUCAGCCGCGUCGACCUCCUGCAGCUGCUAGUCGCUGCCAACUGCCAAGACGUGCCUUCACUGCAGCAGCUCACGAAGCCCGACUCUGCACGGCGCUACAGGGACAAGCUUUUGGAGGAUGAGAGGUUUCAGCUCGCGAUGGAGGUGUCAGCCAAGUGCAGUCUCGACAUGAACGCAGUGUGGACCAAUUGGGGAAUGACGCAUCUACGCGCACGGGAUUACGCCAACGCUCGCAGCAAACUAUCAAAGUGUCUCAAGAAGCCCAUUGAUAUGAAUCAGAGCUCUCCCCAGCUAGUGCAGGACAUCGUCUCAGCGCUGCAGACUGCUGACUCAAUCCCUGAUCUACUCUCCAGUGCUACAAUCAGCUGCAAUGACCUCAUUGCUGAUCCGACACAGAUGGGAGUGGGCAGCAACGUGGAUGCGUACGAUGAGAGCUUGUACUACCUGCGUGCCUAUGGAACCCACCUGUCACUGCUUACAUUCUACGUGAGCCACGGCCACGUACACGAAGCACUGCAAUGUUUACUUGUCCAUGACUGUGCGGUUGACGUCUUCAUUGAGGGCGUCUUGGCGCCAUGCACGGAGAAGGGCCAGCUUCCCAAACUACUCCAGCAGAUGGAGUCUCUCGAUGCCAGCCUGCAACAGUGGUGCCGGUACCUUAAGGCGGCGUGCCGUUACCUGGACCAGCGUCACCUCUUGCACACGUUGUAUGACCUUCAGAUGUUCAUGAAGGAUUACGUGCGAGCUGCAAUGACAGGCAUUAGAUUUUAUCGAACUGGUGGCGGCGUCUCAUAUGCUCAACUGCACGAAAGACUUCCGCACCUCUUACUUGCGGCCCAACAUUUGGAGAUGUUUCUUCGGGAGCAAAAGGGCCAUCGUGGCAGUGGUGGGGACAACACAAAGAAAAGAGUGCCACCUGACGAUGAUCUCCGUCUCUGGCUCUCUCCUAAUGACGUUCAUAGUCAUCUGAUGACGAUCACGCUACAGAUCGAGGUCACUAAAUUCCUGCACCGCUGUGAGCAACUGCAGAAAGGUGCGCGGGGUGGCGUGGGCAGUCCACCACCGCACGGACGCGACAGCACGCCGCCGACUCUGUUUGGCAAUGUGAAGGUCAAGAUGGACGUAACAGUGAUGGUCAUGCUGGCUGGACAGAGCAUCGACGAUGGCUUUGGAAUUGCAUUCAGAAUCAUACAGGAGUUCCGUUUGAACUCGGCGCCCAUCUACGCGCAGGUCGGCAGGAGGCUGGCGUCGGUGCAUCGGUACCGUGAGGUGCGGCAGCUGCUGGCGUGCGUGCGCGACUCGGGCCUCUCCGACCAGCAGACUCACGACGAGGUGGUGAACGCCUGCCUGCGCGUCGCCGCCUCGCAGCCGGACGAGGCCAGGGAGACGGAGAGCCUCAUCAAGACGCUGAAGACGGACGCUAACAAGGUGAAUGCCUACAUCCAAUGUGGAAAACUGAAAUCUGCCUACCUGAUUGCUGUACGGGGCGAGAGGCUUGAAGACAUUGAACGAAUCUCAGAUGCAGCAGAAAAAGCUGGUCAGAGUGCCGUUAAAAACAUCUGUGAUAAGUGGCUGGCAGCCCAUAGAACGCCCCCUGGACCAACACACAAGUCCUAAGUACCAGUGACAUAACGACAGAGGGUGUGGGAGGGCAACUCAUAGGAAAGGACAAGGACUGUACAAAUUAUAUCGAUAUAUAUAGGAAACAUGCAACUGCUGAAAAUUUGCCCCAAUAUUAAGAAGAGAAAAUUUAUAUUGUAACUAUUAAUAAAAUCUCUCAUAUUUCUAUUAAUUUG
Molecule: messenger RNA, 5616 nt
Organism: Priapulus caudatus
Lineage: Eukaryota; Metazoa; Priapulida; Priapulimorpha; Priapulimorphida; Priapulidae
Product: zinc finger FYVE domain-containing protein 26-like
Exons: 30
Coding region: 143-5437 (1764 amino acids)
Biological process (GO): double-strand break repair via homologous recombination; regulation of cytokinesis; mitotic cytokinesis
Cellular component (GO): midbody; lysosomal membrane; centrosome
Molecular function (GO): phosphatidylinositol-3-phosphate binding; metal ion binding
Source: RefSeq, a predicted model, not a curated record